GCCGGGUGGCAGCCAGGUGCCGGCGGUGGUGGUGGCGUGCACGGUCCUCCAUGCCGCAGCCUCCAACCCCACACUGUGUCUCUCUCUCUCUCGCACCUUUUAACUCGUGCGUUCGUUCGUUCGUUCGUUCGCUCGUUCGCUCGACCUAACACUCGCCAGCACAGGUCGACGCCGUGGAGAUAACUCAAGUGACUAUUAGUUAUAUAUCAGUAGAAAUAUUAAGUAAUUAUAAGUUCAAAAUCUAAUACGCGUAUAUAUAUUAUAUUCAAAUUGAUGUACAAGAUAGUGACGACAAAAAAGUUACUCUGAAAUCUAUUGGUGCGAAUCAGUGUCUGAUAUAGUGAACUAUAAGGUGUUGUUAACUGUAAGAUGUUAACUAUAGGAUAUUGUUAAUCAGUGAAUAUUGUUAAUUUUGGUGAGGGAGUCUUGCUGGGUAGCAGCGGCCGGUUAGGGCUGUUCACGCGGUGGUGCUCUCACCAUGGCGACCCCUGGUGAACACACAGACGAGGGCGCCGCCUCCCUUCCCUUAUUAUGUCCAAAACUCGGCGAGAUGCUGUCUCGGGGUCGUGGCCUCGUCACCACCUCGACCUACGGGGAGACCCUCCAGACACACACUAUGGUGAGCACCUCCAGCAGUUACCAGAGUUCGGCCUCCCUUACGACUGAGCCCGUCAGCAUCUUGGGCAAAGGGAGGCACCAUUCAAGUAGUUCGAUCUCCUCUUCAUCAAGUCCAAAGCACAGUGUCAAGUUCACCGAGCCGGAAGGCGCCGUGUACAGAGAUCGAGCCCCCGAGAGUCCCAGGUUCAAGACUGUUGGGCAGGAGAAGAUCAAGUACCAAGAAAAUUUCAAGUUUAAAGUCCACGAUGGAUCUACAUCCAUGCACAGGAAUGCCGGGCACGGGAUUGGCAGUAUUCCUGAGAAGUCGGCGUACAGUGUCUCUGAAAGCUCUAACUACAGGUACACCGAAUCCUCGAAGCUCGUGGGAACCUCCUACCGCUGCCCUGACAGUCCCAGGAACAAAACCAGGAUGAUCACACGCACGCCGGACCGCAACUCUAUCAUCGCCUCCAUGGAGCUAAAAGUCCCUUCCUUCCACGACCUGGGAGUCCCUUCGUCAGGCAGUAGUGGUGGGGGCCUGACGCCCUUACUCGGGCAUCCGGAGAGUCGGGGUUUGACGAUCCUGUCGCCCCACAACCCAACUCCGGAGCUGCACUUCUCGUCGACCUUCACUGUGAGGACCCGCAAGGGGAAGACCAUCGUGCUGCCCAAGCUGAGGAUCCCAGCCUUCCACUCUCACUCUCAUGACAGCAUCUUUCUAGGGUAA
This is a messenger RNA of Homarus americanus (American lobster), 1324 nucleotides long. RefSeq lists its product as uncharacterized. The coding region runs from base 479 to 1324 and encodes 281 amino acids. The record is from RefSeq and is a predicted model, not a curated record. The transcript has 2 exons. NCBI's taxonomy places the organism in Eukaryota, Metazoa, Arthropoda, Malacostraca, Decapoda, Nephropidae.